CUUUUAACACCAAUGGCGCGUGUCUUCGUUCGACAGCGGCCAAAAACACCAUCAUGUCAUCACGACCAUUCAUCUCAUACAAUUUUAAGACAAAGAACAUUCAUAAUACAUAAUUCGACUGCUUGUCGCUUGUCUUAUCAGUUUGGAACAUUUUCUCCGUCUAAAAUCUCAAUGAACCGAGUCAGACUGAAACGAUGUCAGCUAUCAUGUUUUCUUAUCGAUCUGGUCUGGUCGUUCUAUGUGUGCGCCCAAAAGGGACUUUUUUGGGCCAGCAAAAGUUAGCAUUUUGCUCAGAUCAGUAUUGAAAAUGCGUGUGUGGCUCCGAGCCAGAAAAAUGUCAAAUCUCGAUUUGUCCUUUUCGACCUUGGUUGGGGCCGGAUCAAUAUGCGGCGCGGAGGGUAGGUGCAGAGCAAAUCGUCACACGACAGCUACAUAAAAAAGCACUCAAAUUAAGUAAAAAUGGAGCAAUUAUGUUAGCUCCAUGAAAUGCCCAGACACCAAACGCAAGAUCGGAAUUAGAGCAAUUUUCUUUUCAACCGCUUUUGCCGAUCUAAAAUUCUCACCACGACGAUGCAGCCAAUUGAAAAUUUCACCCUCGCUCACUUUUGUGGCUUGUGUUCAAUUUUUUUAGCCUGAUUCUGCCCCCAAUGCGGCGCACAAGUGAAUACAUAGUGAAAACCCGUAGCACUCUAUUACAUAAGCGGCUGAUUCGUGCCCUGGCGGUCGAGAGGUACUGCCGCUCUGUUCCGCGAGACCACUUUUUGAGCGGUACAACCUGCUUCUAGUGUUUUCCACUUAUUUGUUCAAGGCAUGUAAAUUUGUUAAAAAAAAAUACCCCGCCUACUUCUAAAAGACCAGGGACGUGUAUGGGCACGGCACGCGCCGCAUGCCUAUCACGCGCCUGAGACAUUAAUGAUCUCGCAGCAGAAUCCAUUUUUUAAAAUCCAUUUGUACAAUGCUUUGCCAGUUUAUAUAAAUUUAGAAUUAUAACAAUAUCUUAUGUAUGACCUCGCCAAAAGACAAUAAAGAUGAUGAUAAUACAUCCUCUUCUUCACUUUUGUGAACGUAUUAUAUCAUUGCCCCGAGAAUGACCAAAGAUUAAAUUUCAAUUUGGCCCAUCGCAACUCAUGCUGUCUUGUCCACGAGCCCGCCUCGUGUUUUACAUCAAUUAUUAUGUGCGUAUGUAUCUACUGUAACACGCACUUCAAGCACUUUUCCCUUGUGAAGGAAAUUUUGACAAAAAUUAAACAGGAACUUCUUUCCUUUCACCCAAUAUGUUGCCGAUGACGUUUGUUUAAUUUGCAUCGAAUCAUGAGAGCAAAAAGAUUUGCUCAACUCGAUAGCUAGACGGACAAGCUCUUGCUCUCAUGGGUGCCGGAAACGAAAAUAAAAAAUGGGAAUUUUGGUAUCCAGGCAGACUGCUUGUCGAGUGAGCGAAACAGCUGGGCUGUGGGUUUUGUUAACACGUAAGAUUACUUAAAAGCUCGGUGAAUUUACCUUGGAAAUUGUUUCUGGACAGCUGCGGCACCUUCUCACUGAGAAUUAGGGUCGUGAAUGACUUUGUGUGGCCGACUGCGACUGGAGUGGAGACUGCAGACAGUGCCAACAAGGUCAACGUAGGUCAAAAUAUUAGUGUUUGAUUUCACGAAUACGCCCCCUUAUAGUUUAUUCGCUGCCAACAUCCAAAUUUUCCAUCAGAUGUGAAAUAAUUUUUUUGUCGCUGCGAACUUCUUAGAACUUAAAAUUAAAUUGUUCGAUAAGAUUUUAAAAUUAAAUUUAUUUGCCAUUAUUUACACUUUGGAAUUUUAAAAUGCGUACUUUUAAUAAAUUUGAAUGCACGUUUUUGUGGCAGCACUGAUUCAAUGUGGCUUCUUUGUUUCGCUUCUGGAACAGCAGUCCGAUGAGCAGGAUAUAAGGUGCGUACGAUGUCAGUUGAGAGAAAGAAAUACGACUGUCCGGCGUUACCUAAAGGCUGGCAACGAGAAGAAGUGAUCAGGAAAUCGGGUCUCUCGGCUGGAAAAGUUGAUGUUUAUUAUUACAGCCCGAGUGGAAAAAAGUUCCGAAGCAAGCCUCAACUCGCUCGUUACAUCGGGGAUGGACUAGACCUGGCCACUUUUGACUUUCGCACCGGCAAAAUUAACACCAUGUUGAGCAGGAAAUCCAGCAAGAAGCACAAGAUCGGAGUACCGUAUGACUUCAGUGCGCCUUACGACGCGUCAGCCGGAGGCCGUCGCGAGGCUUUGCAGAGUCAAAACAGAGGCGUGAGGAACGACUCGUCGCUGGUGCCGCCGAUAAGACAGACGGCCUCGAUUUUCAAGCAGCCCGUGUCUCUGUACAAAAACCAGGAGGGCAAAGUCAAGUCUGACUUGAAACACGGCCCUCAGGAAAAACCGAAACAGCUCUUCUGGGAAAAGCGGCUGGAGGGCCUGAAGGCGUGCGACAUCGACGGAAACGAAUUCUGCUCGAUGGAGCUGCCAAGGGGCUUGAAGCCGGUCGGGCCGUACGUCGCGGACGACACGAUCCUGCAGUCGGUCGCCACCGCCCUCCACGUCUCCAUGCAGCCAAUCACCGGCCAGAUCGGCUCCCGAUCAGCCCUCGAACGCAACCCCGGCGUCUUCCUCAAUCCAGAGCAGCCCCUUGUCCAGGCUGUGUCGGUGGCUGAGGACGACAUAAAGCGGCAGGAGGAGCGAGUGCUGAGUGCCAGGAAGAAGUUGGAGGAAGCCCUUCGUGUGUAGUGUGUCUCGGAUCAAAUUCUGACCGGCGGCGGACUGGAUUGCACUUAUUUUGGUGGCGUUUGCAUUUCUACACACGGUUUAAUUAGCACCCGCGCGCAUUUACAUGGACUAUUCCCUGACAAGAAGUGCCCCCAGAUAAUUGGAACUGUAUUAUAAUUAAUUGUUUCUCGUUCCUCUACUGUGUACUGUAACUUAAAUUAUUUCAAAAUUGUAAUUUUGCCUGUCUUUGUAUUAUUUUGAACAAUAAAAUCGAUCGAUGUGACAACACCCA
This is a messenger RNA of Cloeon dipterum, 3006 nucleotides long. RefSeq names its product methyl-CpG-binding domain protein 2 (gene MBD-like). Gene Ontology annotation, cellular component: nucleus. Gene Ontology annotation, molecular function: methyl-CpG binding. Gene Ontology annotation, biological process: DNA methylation-dependent constitutive heterochromatin formation; negative regulation of transcription by RNA polymerase II. The transcript is spliced from 5 exons. Bases 1926 to 2735 code for a protein of 269 amino acids. The record is from RefSeq and is a predicted model, not a curated record. NCBI's taxonomy places the organism in Eukaryota, Metazoa, Arthropoda, Insecta, Ephemeroptera, Baetidae.